Messenger RNA from Oncorhynchus gorbuscha (pink salmon), 3026 nucleotides. It is a transcript of the gene arsk, whose product is annotated as arylsulfatase family, member K. The coding region runs from base 138 to 1757 and encodes 539 amino acids. The record is from RefSeq and is a predicted model, not a curated record. The transcript has 8 exons. Lineage: Eukaryota; Metazoa; Chordata; Actinopteri; Salmoniformes; Salmonidae.
AUGCGGAACAACAACAGACGUGAAAAUUGAAUUUGUUGCAGUCAAGAAGCCCUUGAUGGACGACAGUCACUUCCCUGAAUAAAUGCCUCUCGUCAGCACCAGCAGUUAAUGUCGUAAUAAUUAUAAUUUUUAUAUUGAUGUACGCGAUGUAUGGAACAUGGUUAGUUCUCCUUAUACUUUCCCAAACGCAUGGACGUUGUUUGUGCCAAAAUCGUACCACAAACUUCAGACCCAACAUUGUGAUGGUGAUGUCCGAUGCAUUUGAUGGGCGGCUGACCUUUGACCCUGGGAGUAGGGUGGUCCAGUUACCAUACUUAAACUAUCUCCGGGAGCUAGGCACUGUCUUCAUCAAUGCCUACACCAAUUCUCCAAUCUGUUGCCCCUCAAGAGCAGCUAUGUGGAGUGGUCGCUUUGUCCAUUUAACUGAGUCCUGGAAUAAUUAUAAGUGCCUGGACCCCAAUGCCACAACGUGGAUGGACCUGCUCCAACAGAAUGGCUAUAACACCUUGAGUGUUGGGAAGCUGGACUAUACUUCAGGAGGUCACUCUGUCAGUAAUCGUGUGGAGGCAUGGACGCGAGAUGUGCCUUUCCUUCUGCGGCAAGAGGGCCGGCCGGUGACAGACCUGGUUGGGGACGCGUCCACAACGAGAGUCAUGUCCAAGGACUGGAGAACCACGGACAUUGCCACCCAGUGGAUCCGCCACAAAGCUGCAGCUCUCUCCAAGCCUUUCGCCCUCUACCUGGGCCUGAACCUGCCACACCCCUACAUCACAGACUCCUUGGGGCCCAACGCUGGGGGGUCCACCUUCCGCACCUCUCCUUACUGGCUCGAAAAGGUGAUGCCUGAAUUAAUCUCUAUUCCAAAAUGGCUGCCGUUGUCCGACAUGCACCCUGUGGACUACUACUCCACCUUCACCAAGAACUGCAGUGGGAACUUCACAGAGCAGGAGGUCAGAAAGAUACGGGCCUUCUACUACGCUAUGUGUGCCGAAACAGAUGCCAUGCUGGGCCAGGUGAUCUCAGCUUUGCGGGACACAGGCUUGCUGGACACCACAGUGCUGCUCUUCACGUCUGACCACGGCGACCUGGCCAUGGAGCACCGACAGUUCUACAAGAUGUCCAUGUUUGAGGGCAGCUCCCAUGUCCCCCUGCUCAUCAUGGGGCCUGGGGUGAAGUCUGGCCUGCGGCUGAGUCAGCUAGUGUCCUUGGUGGACAUCUAUCCCACUGUGCUGGAGAUGGCAGGCGUAGCAGUGCCAGGUGGCCUUAGUGGUCAUUCACUCCUGCCUUUGCUGUCUCAGUCUGCUGCCCGGCCCGCACGGCCUCGCCCAGACUGGGUAUUGAGUGAAUACCACGGUUGCAAUGCCAACGCCUCCACCUAUAUGUUGAGGGAGGGCCGGUGGAAGUACAUUACCUACGCAGAUGGUGUGAGUGUCCCCCCGCAGCUAUUCGACCUAACGGUGGACAAAGAGGAGCUUCACAAUGUGGCGUCCAAAUUCCCUGAUGUGUGUCGUCACCUGGACAAGCUGCUGCGCAGCGCAGUAGACUACCCCCAAGUCUCUCAGGCAAUCUGUCUCUACAAUAAGCAACAUUUUGCUGCAUGGCGAAAGAGUCUUGGUGACAAUUAUACCCAAGUCAUUGCAAACCUGCGUUGGCAUGUGGACUGGCAAGAGGAUGUGGAGAACAAUGAGAAAGCCAUCGAUGAGUGGCUCAUGACAUCUGGGUUCUCUUCUGAAAAGCUCAAAGUAUCUAUGUUUUAACUGGCCUGCUGUAUUAGAAAAGCACCAAAAUAAAGAUGUCAUGCCAAACAUGACUACCAAUAACUGCACAAUCCACAACAGUGCUGCAAAUUGAAAUGAUAAUUCUGGUCAAAAUGUGAGAACACACACCCCUGUAGUUAAAGCGUAAUUAUAAUUCACUUGUUUCUUUGUUUUUUUACUCUGGUAAGAUUGUGGGCGGCAGGUAUAGUCGUGUUGGGCAAGGAACCGAAAGGUCGCUGGUUUGAAUACCCGAGGUGACGUGGUGACAAAUCCUUCGAUAUGCCCUUAAGCAAGAUACUUAACUUACUUAUGUCAGUGCUCCAGUGGCACGAUACUACUAUUGGAUGACCCUGUAAAACAAUACAUUUCACUGCACCUAUCCAGGGUGUAUGUGACAAUGAAACAUAAAAUAAAUAUAUUGUAUGUCUGGUAGAUUUUAUUGUUCUAUAUUAAAUUCACUUCUGGUCCUGGAGAGUUGUUGGCUUUUGUUACAGCCCAGCAGUAAAGCUCUUGUAAAUAUUGGGCCGCAUCAACCAAAGAUUAUGGAUAUACUGACAAGAUACGUUUCUCCGCCCUAACAAUGGGAGUCCUUGUCCACACAGGCAAGGCGGGCUGUCUUGCUCCCGCCUAUCCUUUCUUUGGAUUGGAUACAUCUUGUUAUUGUAAUCCCCUUUUGAAUAUUCAAUGAGGGUUAUUGACAUCAAAUUCCUAUGUUCAAUGGAGAGAGAUGCUAUGCCACUAGCCUCAUGACAUGAAUAUACAUCGCCAUCUGAUCUUCAAAAGGUUCUACAGCUGCACCAUUGAGAGCAUUGCAUCACUGCCUGGUAUGGCAAUUGCUCGGCCUCUGACCGCAAGGCAUUACAGAGGGUAGUGCGUACAGCCCAGUACAUCACCGGGGCCAAGUUUCCUGCCAUCCAGGACCUCUAUACCAGGCGUUGUCUGAGGAAAGCCCUAAAAAAAUUCAAAGACUCCAGCCACCCUAGUCAAAAGACUGUUCUCACUGCUAACGCACGCAAGCGGUACCGGAGCGCCAAGUCUGGGUCCAAGAGGCUUCUAAACAGCUUCUACCCCCAAGCCAUAAGACUGUAUCGGUACACCCUGUAUAUAGCCUCGCUUUUGUUAUUUUACUGUUGCUCUUUAAUUAUUUGUUACUUUUAUCUCUUAUUUUUGUAGUUAUUUUUCUUAACUGCAUUGUUGGUUGAGGGCUUGUAAAAGUAAGCAUUUAACCUGUUGUAUUCGGCGCAUGUGACAAAUACAAUUUGAUCUAGA